AUGGUGUGUAAUGAGGUUAGGAACAUCACUCAUUCAGUCGAUGGCAAGUCUCUAUCUGAUGUUUAUCAUGUGACAAUCUAUUGGAUUGAUGCUGAGGAUUCUACUUGUGCUGGAAAAGCUCAGGCAUCAAUGAUGAAGGAUUCUAGUUGUGCUGGAAAAGCUCGGGCAUCAAUGUUACCUAAGCAUCAUAACGAGGCAUCAGCUUUUGAAGCACACUUGCCAACUUGUGAUGAUGGUGCUGCAUCAUCAUGCUUGCUGCAAGAAACCGAUUUUGAUGGCAGUACUUUGUCCAUGCUAGAAGAUAGCAUUAAUGCCCGAUUGGCUUUGGCGUCGCUCAUCCUUGAAGACGCUAAAGAAGAUGAGGCUAUUUCUUUGCUUUCGCCUCCGAAAGAUUUGGAUUUUAUUAAUUCAAAUUCCAAUGUGCAAAAACCAUGGUGGCUUGAUGGAAAAAUAAAAUUAAAGCUUUGCCACAUAUAUAAAGCAAAGGGGAUGCUUCAAGAGUUUGUUAAUAAAAUCUUACCCCUGGUUCAUGAGUCACUUUAUGUAAAAACCCUUCGUCCAAAGGAAAAUGAUGUUUUUGGAGAAGUGAGACCACUGGCUUCUAAAUCAGAUCUAAUGAGAGCUAGCAGAGCAAGAAAGCUGCUUCAAAAGAAGGAAGAACAGAAAGCUGCUGGUAUUGAUUUGCAUAGUGAUUAUUCAGUUGAUAAAUCUCUGUUGUGCAAGGCAUUGCAAUCAUUGCAAAGAUAUUCUGAAGCUCCGGAGAUUAUAAAUCUCACCCAGAGAUUGGUUUCUGAUAAACUGCAUGGUGAUAAGGAGGAACUUCUGUCUCUUUUAGCUCAAAUAUCUUUUAACGCGACAGAUCCUAAACAUGGUUUUGACUAUUUUACCAUGCUCAGCCAUCAUCAAGAUGCUGCAAGAGAAUACCUAGACGCUUAUAAACUGAUGCCAGAAUGUCCUCUAAUUAAUCUGUGUGUGGGAACUGCCUUGAUCAACUUGACGCUUGGAUUUAGAUUUCAAAAUAAGCACCAGUGUCUUGCACAAGGCUUAGCCUUCCUCUAUAAUAAUUUACAGCUGACAGAGAAUAGCCAGGAGGCAUUAUAUAAUAUUGCCCGUGCCUAUCAUCACAUUAUGAAAAGAGAAGCAGCCUAUAAUUUGCAUUUAAUAUACAAAAACAGUGGAGCAUUUGAUCUUGCUAGGCAGGUCUUAAAGAUCACUGCACUUUCUGACUAA
Dovyalis caffra is the source of this 1230-nucleotide messenger RNA. NCBI's taxonomy places the organism in Eukaryota, Viridiplantae, Streptophyta, Magnoliopsida, Malpighiales, Salicaceae. The record is from the annotation of a GenBank genome assembly.